AUGCCGCCCAUCCCCGGGCUGGUGCACUGGCAUCACUACAUCGCCCGCAACAUCAAGACCCUCAAAGCCGCCCUCACCAAAGCGGCCCGCACCCUCGAUGCCUCCAUCCAGCAAUCCACCCAGCCAGCAGCCAAGCUCGAACCGAUCCUGGUUAGGAACUCGACGGGGAAGCAUCCGUUGCAUCCACUUGCGAGGAUCAGGCAGAGCCAGUCGAGAUGGUAUUCCACUACUAGACAGGCCGUGGAGGGGAGCGUGAGGCAUUUCAGUUCGGGAGCGGCUGCGAGAGGUGGGAGCAAGUAUGCCGAUCGGACCGCUUUCCCCAAGUCGAGGACGAGCGCGUAUAUUGCCCAGUCCUCCGGCCGCGCACCUUUCGCUUCGACUCUCCGCCCUAACCUGACGGGUGGAACUUUGAACCGUACAGCUGGCGGAUACUCCCUUGGUGGUUCAGGUAGAGCAGGCGGAGCGAGGUCCUUCUCCCACACACCUGCUGCGCAAGCUCAAGUAGUGCAGAAUGUUUCGCAAGCUGUUCGUGCCUUCCUUAUCGGAGGGCAGAAGGCGCAAUUUGACGGCUGCACGGCGAGGGGGGAGAAGAGGUUCAAGGCUGUCUCUACCCUGCAGCAGGAGACGGGAAGGAAGAUGAAGGAUUUGCCAAGAGCGACACCCGGUUCCUUCGUCCAGUUCCCGCUCAACCCCACCGUCACAGCCCUAGCAGGCAUGGGCUCCGUCGCCGGCUUUUCCACCACGCAGUCCACCUCGGGCCAGAAAGCAGCCCAGCACCUCAACACCGAAGGCCUCCUCGAUAUCCUCUCCGCCGACUUCUCCCGCGCCCUCAAGGAUCUAGCAGCCGUGCUGAACGAUCUGCGUCGGCUUUCCUCUUUAGGCGACCUCCCCAUCACCUACGAGCACAACCAUCUCCGCAUCCACUUCCCCGGCUGCGACGCCGAGACCGUGGGCCGUUUAUGCGAGGAAUUAAACAUCACCCGCGGCACCGUCAUCCAAGACCAGAACUUCGAUGCCUUUACAGGAACAGAAAUCGCUCUACUGUUUCCUUUCGCACCUAGCAAUGGGUCGUGCUCCGAUGCAGACAGCUUUUACGAAGAAGCUUCGCCCAUCUUUCCAUCCAAAUACCAGGCCAUCGAUAUCCGAUCCUUACUUUCGCCUUCCAUCGAAGAGCUAGCGUAUUCCACCCAAUCAGCACAAUCGGACUCGGAUCUUGAGCGCGAAGUCCAGGAGAACCCUUGGAUGUCUUCGCCUUCGGGAUACGGGAGUGUGGGAUCUGGCUCUGGGUAUGGUAGUGGUAGUGGUAGUGGUAGCGGGGGUGACAAGCACUCGCCGCUUGAGUAUCAGGGGUUCGAGGGGAUUUAUCGCUUUAUCGAGGAGUUGGAUUCUGUGAGGAGAUGA
Recurvomyces mirabilis is the source of this 1401-nucleotide messenger RNA. RefSeq lists its product as uncharacterized. Gene Ontology annotation, molecular function: proteasome binding. Gene Ontology annotation, biological process: proteasome assembly. The transcript has a single exon. The record is from RefSeq and is a predicted model, not a curated record. Lineage: Eukaryota; Fungi; Ascomycota; Dothideomycetes; Mycosphaerellales; Teratosphaeriaceae. The coding region runs from base 1 to 1401 and encodes 466 amino acids.